AAUAAUGCAUCAGCAUUGAAAAUAGAAAGCACUUCAACGAAAUUUAGUUGACAUUUCUAAGAAGAGGAGUUCAGAUAAAAAUAUCGCUUAAUUUAACAUCGUUCCCAUAACUAAAACUUAAAGUCGGAGUAAAUGGACACGUAAUGACAAACGUUAAACACAUAAUUUUAAUAAGCGGGAAAAGAAAAUGUGGCAAGGAUUACAUAUCAGAAAAAUUGCAAAAGAGAUUAGGUGAAUGCAGUCAAAUUGUGCGCAUAUCUGAGCCCAUUAAAAAGGAAUGGUCGAGAAAGGACAAUGUUGGUUUGCAAGAAUUACUAAGCGACGGUCCUCUUAAAGAGAAAUACCGUAAGGAUAUGAUUAAGUGGGGAGAAGAACUUCGUCAAAAAGAUUAUGGAUUUUUUUGCAAAUUAGCUAUGGAUACAGGUACUCUUAGAGAAACAGUCAUUGUGAGCGAUAUUCGCAGAAAGAGCGAUAUUAAGUAUUUUAAAGAGUGCUACAACGGUAAAGUGUUGAUUGUACGAAUAACAUGUUCCGAAGAAACACGUAUUAAGCGUGGUUGGAUAUUCAGACAUGGUGUAGAUGACGUGGAAUCCGAAUGCGAUUUAGAUGACUACGAAAAUUGGGACUUGACUGUGGAGAACAAUGGUCACCUAGAUGGAGACGAAAUAAUAAAUUUAAUAAUUAGUGAACUCUGAUUGUAGCAUUGAUACGAAAUUAAAAUUCCAUAUCUACUAUUAGUAAGCCACAAGUA
Molecule: messenger RNA, 751 nt
Organism: Glossina fuscipes
Lineage: Eukaryota; Metazoa; Arthropoda; Insecta; Diptera; Glossinidae
Product: probable phosphomevalonate kinase
Exons: 3
Coding region: 144-695 (183 amino acids)
Biological process (GO): isopentenyl diphosphate biosynthetic process, mevalonate pathway; cholesterol biosynthetic process
Cellular component (GO): cytoplasm
Molecular function (GO): phosphomevalonate kinase activity
Source: RefSeq, a predicted model, not a curated record